Messenger RNA from Arabidopsis lyrata subsp. lyrata, 604 nucleotides. RefSeq lists its product as uncharacterized. The transcript is spliced from 2 exons. The coding region runs from base 47 to 355 and encodes 102 amino acids. The record is from RefSeq and is a predicted model, not a curated record. NCBI's taxonomy places the organism in Eukaryota, Viridiplantae, Streptophyta, Magnoliopsida, Brassicales, Brassicaceae.
UGUUCUCUUAAACCCUAAAAUACUAGCAAAUUAACAACAGAGAGUAAUGGCAACAAAUUCUGAAAGCUCGUUUAAAGCAGAGAAAUCAGAUGGGGACUGUGUUACUACUACUACGAAACCACAACAAAGUAGUCGGAUUUUGAGCAAGGAAGAGGAGAAAGUGAGAGAUAGCUACUUGUUCUGCUGUGAGAAUUUCUACACUUUUCCUGAGAUGAUCAAGUACAUGAAGGAGAAUCAUGGUGUAGGACAAACCACUGUGACAAAGGUUUUCAGGGAACUUUUAAAAGGUAGAAAAGCUGAAGCAUAUCUCAGAGAAUCACAGACUAGAAUGAAGACAAGAACAACAACAACUUGAACAGAGGAGGAUGAGGAGGCGUAGAUUAGUAGAAAUUGAAUUUUUUUGGUUUGGUUAGUAAGAAAUAGAUUUGUCAUUGUCAUCAUCUUGGCACUUAAUUCCAAUUUAAUAUCUUUCUUUGCUUGGAGUUUGAUUUGUGUAAUAUACUAGAUCCGGACCCGCACGUACGUGCGGGAUUUAUAGUUUACGAUAUGUGUUUUAUAAAAUAUGUUUAUCAGAAGUAGUAUUUAACAAAUUAUUUUCUAUUUU